UCGAACUCCACGAUCAUCGACUCACUAUCUCGUAUUGUACUUGUGAACAGCUGAAGGGUUCUUUUGGUCAAGAUGCCGCAAGUCACAUAUGUAACUUACACCCGCGGAGUUGAUGCGAAACACCUCCAUCUCGGAAACCUAGUCCACGACUUCAAAGACCCCCUCAACCUCGAACCAUAUGUUGAAAAGGCAUAUACUGACCUGUCCGAGCCUGCUCCAGCAUGGGCUCGUUCUAGAGCACUUGAUAAUUUCGCACUGACGUUGGGAGAAACACCCGAAGACGAAGAGAAGGAAGAAGAAGACGAGGAAGUCGAAGGCAAUAAAUAUCUUGUGGCAGCAGCAGCGAAGUCAACCCAGCUCGAAAUCGAUGAUCCUGAGGAAUUCUUCGAGAAAAUCACUCUCAAGUCAGACAAAGCGAAGAAGUGGCUCGCAUCCCACAUCUCUGCUGCCGAAAGCCUCCAACCUCACGCCCCUCCUCAGAUCUGGAUGGCUACAGGGCUGAUCCUCAUGACGCACGCGACAUGGACGAAUCUCUCGAGCAAGCAAACCUUCACCCCCGGUCUACCAGCACCUUUCGAUCCAACUGGAGUGACAGCAAUUCGUCGAUCAUCCGUCAGCGAACACAUCAGACCAGUGAUUGGGUACGAAGAGAAGGAGGAUACAAAGCAUAUUCCCGGUGCUGUCAUUCAUGAGACGGGCAAAUAUCCUGGUACUAGGGGCUGGGCGAUACGCUGGGAGAGAGUUGAUACUAAGGUCAUGUCGGCAGAGAAAUGGAAAGGUGGUGUUGAUAACCAGCUCAUGCUGAAUAUACCCAAGAUGUUUCCGAAGAUUGCGAUUGUUGAACUGCAGGAAGGGACGUAUGCUCAGAAUGCAGACAAGGGAUCCGAAGAUGACGACAACUACUGGGACUUGUUCAUUGAUUUAGUUGAAGAGCUCGAAUAAGAAGGUAUUCGCGCUAUUUCAACCUUUUCGAAGCAGUUAACAAGGAGAAAUAAUUGCAGAUACAACAGAAAUGGUGUGGGGCGUGGG
Molecule: messenger RNA, 1029 nt
Organism: Mollisia scopiformis
Lineage: Eukaryota; Fungi; Ascomycota; Leotiomycetes; Helotiales; Mollisiaceae
Exons: 3
Coding region: 73-942 (289 amino acids)
Source: RefSeq, a predicted model, not a curated record